Molecule: messenger RNA, 1140 nt
Organism: Suillus subaureus
Lineage: Eukaryota; Fungi; Basidiomycota; Agaricomycetes; Boletales; Suillaceae
Exons: 5
Coding region: 1-1140 (379 amino acids)
Biological process (GO): translational initiation
Cellular component (GO): cytosol
Molecular function (GO): protein-folding chaperone binding
Source: RefSeq, a predicted model, not a curated record
AUGGGUGCCGACUACUACAAGGUCUUGGGCAUUCCUCGGGACGCCGGCGAAGAUGAAAUUAAAAAGGCAUACAAGAAAAUGGCUCUGAAAUGGCAUCCAGACCGCAAUGGAGGGUCUGAAGAAGCCUCGAAGAAGUUCAAGGAGAUUUCAGAAGCAUUUGAAGUCCUCAGUGAUAAGAACAAACGAACUAUAUACGACCAAGUUGGUGAAGAAGGCCUCAAAGGCGGAGGGUCUGCGCCUGGUGCUGGUUUCCCUGGAUUUGCUAGUAGUUCAGGCUUCCCAGGGGGGUCCACAUUUACAUUCACGUCUGGACCUGGUGGCGCGCCGACAGGUGGAUAUGCACCAAGUGACCCGCAAAAAAUAUUCGACCAGUUUGGCGGUUUCGGGGGCAUGGGUGGCUCUGGAGGUAUGGGUGGUAUGGGCGGUUUCGGUGGCAUGGGCGGUGGCAGGAGUGGUAUGAGUGACAUGGGCAGAAGUCCAAAUAUUUUUGAUGACGACGAUAUAGGUGGUGGUGGGUCUUUCUUUGGGAUGCCGGGGGGCAUGCCAUCGGAGCGACAAUCUCCUAGACACCAAUCGUCUACUUCAACAUCAACGUCAGCCCCUUCAGAAACCACUCGCCCACUGAAGUUAUCACUUGAAGAAUUAUAUUCGGGUACGACCAAACACCUGAAGGUCAGCAGACGGCUAUUGAACGGCUCUACGGAGGAGAAGGUGCUUGAAAUUCAGGUUCUCCCGGGCUGGAAGAGCGGCACAAAGAUACGUUUUCCUCGAGCCGGCAAUGAGCAGCCGAACGGCGAGGCUCAAGAUCUAGUAUUCGUCAUGGAGGAGAAGCCACACGAGGUUUUCACACGGGAAGGAGAUGAUCUGAUUUGCCGUCUCAGAAUACCCUUGGUGGACGCACUCACAGGCGUGGACGGAAAGAAGACUGUCGCUAUUCUGGACGGCCGAAAAUUGCAGAUCCCAUUGCCUGGUGGCGUGGUGAAACCCAACCAGGAGACAAGAAUUUCUAACGAAGGGAUGCCGAUUAGGAAGCAGGGCAGCACGAAGAAGAAAGGAGACCUAAUAGUACGAUGGGAUGUCAUAUUCCCAGACCGUCUUACACCCACACAGAAAGAGGGGCUGAAGAAGUUGUUGGGGUAA